Molecule: messenger RNA, 3517 nt
Organism: Salvia hispanica
Lineage: Eukaryota; Viridiplantae; Streptophyta; Magnoliopsida; Lamiales; Lamiaceae
Product: ISWI chromatin-remodeling complex ATPase CHR11
Biological process (GO): nucleosome organization
Cellular component (GO): chromatin; nucleus
Molecular function (GO): nucleosome binding; histone binding; ATP-dependent chromatin remodeler activity
Source: RefSeq, a predicted model, not a curated record
UCCAUUUUCCUUUUUUCUUCACCGCUUCUCCCCCAAACCGCACAACUGUGCUACUGUUCGACGCGGAGCUGAAUUACAGAAACCCUCGAAGAUGGCGAAACCCUCUCGUGCAAAGGACUCAUCCGACGACUCGAUGACUAGCUCCUCGGCUGAGGAGGAGGUGGCCAGGGACCAGGUCAAUGACGAAGAAGACGAUGACGAGCUCGAGGCGGUGGCUCGCACCGCCGAAGAUUCCGACGACGAGGAUGCUCCGAACGCUGCCGAUCAGGACGAAGAUGACAUUGAGGAAGAGGAUGUUGUUGCAAAUGAAAUUUCAAAGCGCGAAAGAGCAAGGCUUAAAGAAAUGCAGCGGGUAAAAAAGCAGAAAAUACAAGAAAUACUUGAUGUGCAGAAUGCUGCUAUUGAGUCUGACAUGAACAACAAAGGAAAGGGUCGUUUGAACUAUCUUUUACAGCAAACAGAGUUAUUUGCUCAUUUUGCCAAGGGUGAUCAGUCUGUUUCUCAGAAGAAGGGAAAAGGAAGGGGCCGCCAUGCAUCAAAGAUAACUGAAGAAGAAGAAGAUGAAGAGUGUCUCAAAGAGGAAGAAGAUGGCAUUUCUGGCACAGGAAACACUAGACUAUUGGUGCAGCCUUCUUGUAUUCAGGGAAAGAUGAGGGACUACCAGCUAGCUGGUUUAAAUUGGCUGAUUCGGUUGUAUGAAAAUGGCAUUAAUGGGAUACUUGCUGAUGAAAUGGGACUUGGUAAAACUUUGCAAACAAUAUCCUUGAUGGGCUACUUGCACGAGUUCAGAGGAAUUACAGGUCCUCACAUGGUUGUUUCUCCAAAAUCCACACUUGGAAAUUGGAUGAAUGAAAUCAAAAGGUUUUGCCCAGUGCUGCGUGCUGUAAAGUUCCUUGGAAAUCCUGAUGAAAGGAGGUAUAUUCGCGAGGAGUUACUUGUUGCUGGGAAGUUCGAUGUUUGUGUUACAAGUUUUGAGAUGGCCAUCAAAGAAAAGACUACAUUGCGACGAUUUAAUUGGCGCUAUAUCAUUAUUGAUGAGGCUCAUAGAAUCAAAAAUGAGAAUUCCCUUCUCUCAAAAACAAUGAGGCUCUAUAAUACUAACUACCGGCUUCUUAUUACUGGAACACCACUUCAGAAUAAUCUUCAUGAACUCUGGGCUCUCCUCAACUUCUUGCUUCCAGAAAUAUUUAGUUCUGCAGAGACGUUUGACAAGUGGUUCCAAAUUUCUGGUGAAAAUGAUGAACAUGAAGUUGUCCAACAACUUCACAAGGUUCUCCGGCCCUUCCUUCUUAGAAGGCUAAAAUCUGAUGUUGAGAAAGGUUUACCUCCCAAGAAGGAGACAAUACUUAAAGUUGGCAUGUCCCAAAUGCAAAAGCAAUACUAUAAGGCAUUGCUACAGAAAGAUCUUGAGGUGGUAAAUGCUGGUGGAGAACGCAAACGCCUUCUUAAUAUAGCCAUGCAGCUCCGAAAAUGUUGUAAUCAUCCAUAUUUGUUUCAAGGUGCGGAACCUGGCCCACCUUAUAGCACGGGAGAGCAUCUCAUUGAAAAUGCUGGAAAGAUGGUUCUUCUGGACAAGUUGCUCCCAAAAUUAAAGGAACGCGAUUCCAGGGUUUUGAUAUUUUCCCAGAUGACAAGACUGCUAGACAUUCUUGAGGAUUACUUAAUGUUCCGUGGGUACCUCUAUUGCCGAAUUGAUGGGAAUACAGGGGGAGAAGAUCGAGAUGCUUCCAUUGAAGGCUUCAAUAAACCAGGAAGCGAAAAAUUUGUCUUUCUGCUGUCAACUAGGGCUGGAGGUCUUGGUAUCAAUCUUGCGACUGCUGAUGUUGUCAUUCUUUAUGAUAGUGACUGGAACCCACAGGUUGAUUUACAAGCACAGGAUCGAGCUCAUAGGAUAGGACAGAAGAAGGAGGUUCAAGUAUUCCGAUUCUGCACUGAGUACACUAUUGAGGAAAAAGUUAUUGAAAGGGCCUAUAAGAAGCUUGCUCUUGAUGCCUUGGUUAUCCAGCAAGGGAGGCUAGCAGAACAAAAGACUGUGAAUAAGGAUGAGCUGUUGCAAAUGGUAAGGUUUGGUGCUGAAAUGGUUUUCAGCUCCAAAGAUAGCACGAUCACAGAUGAGGAUAUAGAUCGAAUAAUUGCCAAGGGAGAAGAAGCAACAGCUGAACUUGAUGCCAAGAUGAAAAAAUUUACUGAAGAUGCCAUCAAAUUCAAAAUGGAUGACACUGCUGAUUUGUAUGAUUUUGAUGAUGAAAAGGAUGAAAAUAAGUUCGAUUUUAAGAAAAUUGUCAGUGAUAAUUGGAUUGAACCACCAAAAAGAGAGAGGAAACGCAAUUACUCAGAAUCAGAGUACUUCAAGCAGACAAUGCGUCAAAGUGGUCCUGUGAAGCCCAAGGAGCCUCGAAUUCCUCGCAUGCCGCAAUUGCAUGAUUUCCAGUUCUUCAACACACAGCGUCUUAGCGAGCUGUAUGAGAAAGAAGUGCGGUGUCUUAUGCAAGCACAUCAAAGGAAUCAAGUAAAAGAUACCAUAGAUGUGGAUGAACCAGAAGAUGUAGGAGACCCAUUGACUGCUGAGGAGCAGGAAGAGAAGGAGCGGUUGCUGGAAGAAGGAUUUUCAACUUGGAGCAGAAAAGACUUUAACACAUUUAUUAGGGCCUGUGAGAAGUAUGGCCGGAAUGACAUCAGGGGUAUUGCUUCUGAAAUGGAAGGGAAAACAGAGGAAGAAGUUGAAAGAUAUGCUAAAGCUUUCAAGGAUAGAUAUAAAGAACUCAAUGAUUAUGAUAGGAUCAUCAAAAGCAUUGAAAGAGGAGAGGCUAGGAUAUCGCGGAAAGAUGAGAUCAUGAAAGCCAUUGGGAAGAAGCUGGAUCGCUAUAAAAACCCUUGGCUGGAAUUGAAGAUCCAGUAUGGCCAGAACAAAGGGAAACUGUACAAUGAAGAAUGUGAUCGUUUCAUGAUAUGCAUGGUUCAUAAGCUCGGAUAUGGUAACUGGGAUGAGCUCAAGGCAGCCUUCCGUACUUCACCAUUGUUCCGCUUCGACUGGUUUAUAAAGUCUCGUACGACUCAAGAACUUGCAAGGAGAUGUGAUACACUAAUUAGGUUGGUAGAGAGGGAAAACCAAGAAUAUGAUGAGAGGGAGAGGCAGGCACGCAAAGAGAAGAAACUAGCCAAGCAGAAUGCAAUCCCAUCCAAGCGCGCUGCUGCCAGACAGGCUGCGGAGAGCCCCCCAUCAACUAUGAAGAAGCGGAAGCAAUCAUCGAUGGAUGACUAUGUGAGCUCGGGAAGGAAGAGGAAAUGAUGGAUCAAAAUGGGGCUGCUAACCGAUUUGGUUUGUGUUAGUUUCUAGCGUAAUGUUGUGUUUCCUAAUGAUAGUAUAUUAGAUGUACUAGUUGUACAAAAUCAGAAUAGAUGUAUACGAGGUGUGAUGUCUGGAAAAUGGAGCCUCGUACCCACUAACUACUGUUAUUAUUAUGUACACUAUUGAAAAUGGAGUAGUUUUGGAAAUCAAAAGUCUCUUAUAACGUAA